AUGGUUUCUUCAACACGUUCAUUGAGCGCUGGAUCGCUGAUGCUUGCUUUAUUAGCUUCCCCCGUGGCCGCCACAAGUUACUCCCUGGUGGAGACUUGGCAGGGGAAGAAUUUCCUGGAUUAUUUCAACUUCCACGUUGGCUCUGACCCGACCAAUGGCUUUGUCAACUACCUCGACAAGGAGACUGCUGAAAGUACAGGCCUUGUCAAGGUUACCGAUUCUGGCAGUGUGUAUCUCGGUGUCGAUUAUGCUACCAAGCUCGACCCGAAAGGCAAAAAGGGCCGUGAUUCGGUACGCAUUGGCAGCAAGAAAUACUACGACCAGUCUCUCGUCAUCGCCGACAUCGCCCACAUGCCUGGUAGCGUCUGCGGUACCUGGCCCGCCUUCUGGUCUGUCGGAAGAAAUUGGCCGGGAGACGGCGAGAUUGAUAUAAUCGAAGGUGUCAACAUGCAGGAUUACAACAAAAUUGUCAUGCACACAGCCGGCACUUGCAGUUUGACAGAUACGGAUAUGACAGGUUCGGUCAACGCUACAGGGUGUGGUGAGGAUCUAGGCACCGUUGGUUGUGUGAUCGAGGGUCACCAGGGCAGUUAUGGCACUCCUUUCAACAAGCAAAACGGUGGUGUGUAUACACUGCAGUGGACCAGCGAAUCCCUCAAAAUUUGGUACUUCCCCCGAAGCUCGAUCCCGCCCUCGAUUACUAGCGGCAAGCCCGAUGUAACGCAAUUUGGUACUCCGAUGGCCGUGGUGCAGGAAUCGUGCGACGUUGCAACCGCCUUCAAGUCCCAGUCGUUCAUAUUUGAUACCACUUUCUGCGGAGACUGGGCAGGGAAUGUGUAUGGUGAUUCUGGUUGCCCCAUGACUGGCGGCGAUGGCCUCCAGAGCUGCCACAACUACGUCGCCAACAACCCGACCAAAUUUGCCGAGUCGUACUGGGAAAUCAACUCGGUCAAGAUCUAUCAGACUGGUGUGAAGGGAAUUGCCGCAGCUGCGUCCGAGCCCAAACCGGAUACGACUGCCGCUGCUCCUGUAGUGUCACAUACUACUGCUGAGACACACGCUACUCAUACUAAUGCUGUGCACUCAACUGCUUCCACGGAAGAUGAAAACGUUGGAGUCAUUCAGGAACUGACUCCUACGUCUAUUCCUACUGUUGCAGCUACUGCCGAAAGUCCUGCCACCGAACAAGUCGAACAGCCUGCCACCAGCAAGAAGACUCGUACUAUCACCUCUGUAGUCACUGCGACUGAAACCUUCUGCCCCGAGGACGAGAAAUCCUCCCCUAUUGCCGCCCACUCCGUGGCAACAACUGCGCCCGGGCCAGUUGUGCAAUCUGUCCAAAUCUCAGCCAACGGCCAAGAUACUGAGGCAACGACCUCUGCGGCUGGUGUGGACCCUCUCUCCAACCACGCAUCUGUCCCAGCUGGCCAGGGCCACAAGAGCUACACUUCUGCCCCAGCUCACAGCUUUGGUGCUUCAUGGGCCAAUCCUUCCGCGCUCCCCUCUGCCUUUGUUUCCUCCGUUCCUUAUGAGGCCUCCAAAGCCCCGGCCCCAGCUCCUACCGGUGACUCCCCAAAGGAGGCACCAUCCGCUACAUCGGGCUUCUAUGUUCCUAGCGGCUCUCAAUCCGGUUUCAGCCCCGUUUUCACCGGCGCCGCUGAUCAGCUGUCUUUGAGCAUGUCGGCUCUCUUCUUUGGAUUCAUUGUUGCCUUUUUGGCUUAA
Messenger RNA from Penicillium concentricum, 1722 nucleotides. RefSeq names its product putative GPI anchored endo-1,3(4)-beta-glucanase (gene eng2). Gene Ontology annotation, biological process: glucan catabolic process. Gene Ontology annotation, molecular function: hydrolase activity, hydrolyzing O-glycosyl compounds. The transcript has a single exon. The coding region runs from base 1 to 1722 and encodes 573 amino acids. The record is from RefSeq and is a predicted model, not a curated record. Lineage: Eukaryota; Fungi; Ascomycota; Eurotiomycetes; Eurotiales; Aspergillaceae.